AGUUUGUGCUGAAUUUGACGUGGCGAGUGGUUGUUGGUGAAGAAAGCCAAGAGAUUGAGGUUGAAAAUCAGAGAGAAAUGAGAGUACUCGAAGCGGUUUAUCCUCGAGCAUCUGCGAUACCUCCUAACCCUUCCAUAGCAGCUGAUUCAGAACGUACCGAUGUCGAUGACAGUCAGACACCUUUGAUUCCCAUUACUCCUGUUGAAGAUGAAGAUGCAUCAACCGAAAUCUCAUCUGAUUAUGCAAGCCCUGGUGCUGUCCUUAUGAGUGCACAACAGUCCCUUUCUGUUCAUGCUGGUACGUAUACACCUCAACAUGUUUUUCCGAAUAUGUCUUCUACUUCUAGUGCGAGUUCCAUGGCUGGAAUGGAUCUGGGCAAUGAACCUGAUGUAGCUGCUGCUGCAUCAGCGGCACUCAGUGCACUUGUGAAGAGCAAUGAGAUGGGUAACACGAUUGACAGUGAAUUGCUUGUUAAGAUUCUUAACAAUCCAAAAAUGAUUGAGCAGCUGGUUGUGGAUUCUGGUACUGUCACUAGCUCUCAAAAGCCAAUAUCAUCUCCUGACCCGUCGCUUGUACAUAUGCAUAUGACCGAAACCAAUGCCACGGUUGCGCCUGCAUCGGGGGGUCCUUUUUUCGCUCAACCAAAUGGGGCAACUGUAGGACCUGUCCCCAAUGCUCACCCUUCCUCAAGAGGUGUUCCAGUUUCUUCCCUGCCUUCCACUGGACCUCCAAUGAAGGACUUGAACUACUAUAAAAGUUUGAUUCAGCAACACGGAGGAGAGAGACAAGACGAUUUCCCUCGACAGCAAUUCGGGAACCGUCACAGCCAACCAUCAGGAACAAACCAGGACUUCUUACAUAAUAACCAGCCAUCAAGAGAUGGGAAGUUCAGGAUAAUGAAGCCUUGCAUAUACUUCAACAGCUCAAGAGGAUGUCGACAUGGAGCCAAUUGUGCGUAUCAGCACGACCCCGCAUUUCAGCAAAGAAGUAGUAGCGCGCCCGAAAUGCCUAGCGCCAAGAGAACAAAAGUCGAUCGAGAAAUCAGCAGUUAAAAGUAG
Cucurbita pepo subsp. pepo (vegetable marrow) is the source of this 1058-nucleotide messenger RNA. The record is from RefSeq and is a predicted model, not a curated record. Lineage: Eukaryota; Viridiplantae; Streptophyta; Magnoliopsida; Cucurbitales; Cucurbitaceae.